AUGGAGGAGGCCGAAAUUUUAAAGGUGAAGGCGAAUCAACUUUUUGCUGAAGGCGACGUGUAUGGUGCUAUAAGACUUUACAAUGAAACGCUUAAUCUUCUAGAAGAUCCCAUUGAGACGGUGAAUGAACUCUAUUCUAGGAAACCAAGGGAUUAUUCCUCCAAACCUAAAUCGCCAUCCCCCAUAGAUGAGUUCAAAUCCAUUAUUUAUUCCAAUCUUUCGCACGCGUAUUUGGUUUUGAAGGACUUCGAGGAGAGUUGGACGAUGGCUGAGAUCGCGAUGGCGUUUAACGAGGAAGCCAUAAAACCCGUCCUCCGCUUUAUCGAGGCAAAGCUACAAGGGGGCUAUUCCUUUGAGGCCUUUGUUGCCGCCUUACUCCGCGCGAGGCCGCUUGUACGGAUGGAAACGGAGGCCCAAACCGAAAAAGAACGGCACCCCGCCAACUCUGGGGGUGCCCUUCAAACCAACCCCAACCAUAACGCGAGCAUGAACCACAUUUUGCUCAAGUCGAUUGAAAAGAAACUCCAGGAUGAGCUCGGGCUGAGCGAGUUAUCGCCCGGGAUCGAGCUCGUCCCUUUCAUGGGCGGGGUCACGCUAGUCAGCCGCCAGAGCUUCUCCCCGGGCGAUGUUGUUUUUAUCGAAAAGAAGUACCCCACCCCGAUCGAGGCGGACCUGGAGAUCUUCGCCGACACGGUCUACGGCACGAAGGAGAUCGCCCUACACUUCGCGAUGUUGCUCUCGCGCGAGCAGGCGACGGAGAGCGUGGCGUGGCGUCGCCUGCAGAAGGACUUCUGCGGGGUCUGGCCCCGCGCCCUCGAGGAGGUCUGCGAGGAGGUGGAGGCGAAGGUCUCGGGCCACCUCCGUGCGCACCUGCGGCCGACCUCCGAGUCCGCCUUCCGCGAGCUCCUGGUGAUGGCCCUGCGCUGCCGCUACAACUGCUUCCACACCGGCUUCUUCCGCGGCUGCGCGCUGGCCAACCACGGCUGCCGCGCGAACCUCGCGAUGAAGUACGACGCGAGCCGCGGGGUCGUGACGAUGCGCGCGGUGGACCACGUCGCCCCAGGCGACGCCCUGCUGGUGAAGUACCUCGACGACGUGAACUUCCUCUUCGGCGUCGCGCACCGGCGGGAGCUGCUGCGGGCGUGGGGCUUCUGGUGCGACUGCGCGCGCUGCGUGCGGGACUGCGACCCCGCCACGGCCCUGCACGAGUUCAUCACCUGCCAGGCCUGCGGGGCCUUCACCCACCACCCCUACUCCCCCCUCUCCGCCCGCCCCGCGGACGAGCGACACGAGGUCAUGGCCCAGGAGGCCGCGUUUUCCGUCGGGUCCUGCUGCCGGCAUUGCGGGGCCCGCGUGGAGUGGGGGGUCGAGCGAACUAAUACCCUUCUGGAGCUGCUCGCCCCGUUCGUCGAAGAAUGCUCCGCGAGGUCGCUCUCCUGGUGGUUGAGCGGGAGGCUUGAGAAGGCUCGCACCUUAAGGGUCUUCCCGACGAGCUGGGUUUAUCGCCUGGUCUUUUAUCUAUAUACCCAUUACAUCAGUGGGAUUAUAGAUGAGUUUUGGACUUUUUUUCAGACUCUCCGCCACCCCAUGAAGGCGCCAGCGUUGAUAAUGGUGAUGCAGGUUUUCACCCCAUGCGGAUUACAGAAUUUUUACUCACCCCUCCUCGACGAGGUGCGAGAGAAUCCUCUUUUCAACAAACUCAUGAAUGAUUCCGACAGCGAAGAAGGAAAGUACUAUCGAGGGCUGCUCGACGAGUCAGGGGAGGGGAUGGGCUGCGAGACCCUGCGCGUGCUGUUAAUUUUUUGGCAUCUUAUCGCGAGCUUCUACCCCAGCCAGGAGUUGUGGGAAGUCCAUCGGAUGAUCUGCAUUUUUGUGUUAUUGCAUUUGAUUUUUCAAGAAAACCUUGCGCAUGUGGAGGCGAAAGAGCAGCUCACCGACGAGAACGCCUUGAAACUUUUACAGCGGCAUGGUGCAUAUUUAGAAUUCAAAGAAAUAAAACGAUGGUUGAAUUUAUACCAAACUCUCAAGCCGCAUACGAAUGUAAAGCAUUCUCCUUCCAUGGGGGCUGUAAAAAAGGCAUUUAAAUUGAAGUAA
Molecule: messenger RNA, 2094 nt
Organism: Phytomonas sp. Hart1
Lineage: Eukaryota; Euglenozoa; Kinetoplastea; Trypanosomatida; Trypanosomatidae
Source: the annotation of a GenBank genome assembly